AUGAGUUACCCGCUCCACCACCUGGAGGACACCCCGAACUGGGAGGUUGGCCUUCGGGUGCACGAGGCCGAGAACCGGUGGCUCAUCCGGGAGUUCGACGCCGUGCUGCGCGCGUACGGCCACUACGCCAGGUCGCUCUCCCCGACGGGACCCUUCGCGGGGGGCGCGUUCGGCGGGGACGGCGCCGGGGUGGUCGACGGCAUCGGCGGCAUGCUCGGCGGGGUGCUCGCGGGUAUGGAGAGCCUGGCCACCGGCGUCGCCGCCGAGGACUCCGAGGACUCCGACGAGCCGCGCGCGCCGCGCGGGUUCAACCAGCCCUCCGAGGCUGCGUUCGCAGCCGCGCUGGAGCGCGUGGGCACGGUCGCCGCCUCCGAGGACGACGAGAUGGCCGCGCCCAUGGCCGCGGCCGUCGGAGCGCCGUUACUGGGCCCCAUAGCCGACGCCCUGCGCGCGGUGGGCACCUGCCGCGAGUCCCUCGGCAGGCGGGUACGGGACGUUUCCCUCAACCCCCUGCGCCAGUUCAUCGACGAGGAUCUCCGAGAGGUGUCCCAACUCCGCGACCACUACGACCACAAGAAGGCGGCGUGCGAGCGCGCGAGGGAGCACUACCUCUCGCGAACCACCGAGUUGGCGCGGGGUAAGGCCCAAGACGAGCUCACCGCCGCCAAGGAGAACCUGGAGGCGGCGAGGGCGCGGCUGGCGCUCGCGGCGUGUAACGUGGAGGGCCGGCGGCGGUACGUGCUCCUGGAGUCGGCGCGGGAGACGAUGCAGGCGCUUCACAGGUUCUUCGCGGACGCCGCACUGGUGACGGCGUCGCUGGAGGGUAACCUUCGGGAGAUCGAGGAGUACGCCAUGGCGUCGAGGGCGCAGGCGGAGAUGCGAAUGCUGCAGGCGAGCCGGAGGAUGGAGGCGACGUUCGGCGUCACCGACCGGGCUGAGGCGUCCGCGUCACCAAGCGGUGACUCACCGGGCGGUGACUCACCGGGCGGUGACUCACCGGGCGCCGACGACGACGAGAUGGAGGUGUCGUCGUCGUCGAGUUCGCACCAGUUUUCGCGAAAGAUCGCGGACGGAUGGGAGAAGGACGCCCCGAAGGGCGCGUGGGGUCCCCGCGCGUGGAAACCCAAAAACGAGCGAGAGGUGGCGUCCAGCGCGGGUGUCUCGCCCUCUCCCUCUGCGCAGAACCUGCGAGCGGGGAUGAGCCAGGGCCGAUCCGCGGACGUCGUGAUUCGUAAGUCUCUGCUCGAGGGCGCGACGGACGGCGGGCGGCUCGGUUCUCGCGCGAUCCGGCGCGGGUUCCUGAUGCAGAGAAACGCCAAUCACAGGUUCAGCGGUUGGACGCGGCGUUACUUUGUGCUCGACAGCCUCGGGCAACUCGUGGCGCACACGCCCAUCGAACCGAGGUGGAAACGGCCGGGCGGUAAGAAGAACGAGUCGGGCGCCGAUGAGGGCGGCGACGACGGAGCUGGCGAGGGCGGUCACCACGGGUUGGUGGGCACCGCGGUGAAGGGAAUCGCCGGGGGCAUCGGAGCAGUGUGGCACGCGGUGAGACAAAACGCCGCGCCCGAGCCCGAGACGUCCAACGCCCAAUCUCCCGCCGAGGCCGUCGUCAACCUACGCCUGUCCUGCGUGAAACCCGGCGCGGACGAGGGCGAUAAGAGCGUCGCGGGACGUCCGCACUGUUUCAGGAUCAUAUCCCCGUCGCACACGCUGUUGAUGCAGGCCGAGUCGGAGGAGGAGAUGAACGCGUGGCUAAGGGACUUGCAGGGGGUCAUAGCGGAGCUCAUAUCCAUGAACACACCGGGCGACACGCCGCAGAACACGCCCGGCGGCAGACGAGGCGGCGACGCGGAUAACGGCGAGCCCGGGACCUCAGCCGGGUCCUCAUCCGCGACGGGGAUCGACGCGAGGACGGAGCUGGCGUCGGUGGCUGGCAACGAUCGAUGCGCGGAUUGCGGCGAGCCGCACCCGGAUUGGGCGUCGCUCAACCUCUGCGUCGUGAUAUGCCAGAGGUGCGCGGGGAUACACCGGCACCUCGGCGCGCACGUCUCCAAGGUCAGAUCGUUGGCGUUGGACAGGGACGCGUGGACGUCGCCCGUGCUGGAGCUGUUCAAAUCCGUCGGCAACGACGUGGCAAACGGGGUGUACGAAGCCGCGAGGAGGCGCGUGUCGAAGAAGAAGACGACGGAGAAGAAGAAGGACGGGGAUGAGGACGAGGAGGAUGACGACGACGACGCCUGGCUCGAGUCGGGCUCCGAGUCUGGGGAUGUGACGUCGUCGUUUCCACCGCCCGUCGCCGCGGGGUGCGACGCCGUCGAGGACGCGCUCGACGCCAUCAGGGCCAAGUACGUCGAUCGCGCACACGUCGACCGCGAGGAGCCUUUACACGAGCCCGGGUGCAUGGCCACCUCCGCGGGGGCGCUCGACGUUCCCGCGGUGCUCCGCGGCCUGGCGUGCGUCGGGCCCGGUGCCAACGCGGAGAAGGGCGAGGCGCUGGUCGCGGCGGCGCGACGGGGCGAGGCGGGGGCGGCGGUGGUCGGGUUGUUGCUCGCCAACGGCGCGAGAGUGGACGGCGGGGGCGAGGGCGUCGCGGAGGGCGAGGUGCUCCCGGUGGUGCUCGCCGCGCUCAAGGCGGGGUGUGACAUCGAGGGGCCGGUCAUGGGUCUGCUGAGGAACGCCGCGGGGGUGCAAGGGACGCUGUUCAACGUCCCGCCCUCCUGGUAA
Messenger RNA from Micromonas commoda, 2724 nucleotides. RefSeq lists its product with no specific name. The record is from RefSeq and is a predicted model, not a curated record. Gene Ontology annotation, molecular function: protein binding; GTPase activator activity. The transcript has a single exon. Gene Ontology annotation, cellular component: cytoplasm. Lineage: Eukaryota; Viridiplantae; Chlorophyta; Mamiellophyceae; Mamiellales; Mamiellaceae. Bases 1 to 2724 code for a protein of 907 amino acids.